Molecule: messenger RNA, 393 nt
Organism: Helobdella robusta
Lineage: Eukaryota; Metazoa; Annelida; Clitellata; Rhynchobdellida; Glossiphoniidae
Exons: 4
Coding region: 1-393 (130 amino acids)
Source: RefSeq, a predicted model, not a curated record
AUGAAGGUCUGCAUGCUUGCCCUGCUGGUUGUUCUGCUUCUCUGGUCUUUCUCCGCUGAGGCUCUGCCGGUGACUCCAUUCUUUACCAACCUACCGGCAAAGACAAUUCAAAAUAAAGGCACUCCCCCAAAGAUGGCAACUUCAAAAAUGCUCACACCAAAGGGAACCCCACCCAAAACUUUGAUGAACACCAAAUUUGUUACACCAAAAGACAGAGGCGUAAAAUACACAAAAAGUAAAGGAAAGAAAUUCAUAGUUGUCGUUGGAAUGCGUGUCUCCCCCGAACUUCUGCUUGAAAGUUGUGUGCCAUACGCUGAAAAGUUCAAACGUAAGAAAAUGCGACGAGAAAAAUUUUUUAAAAUCGUUGUGGUGAAGAAUCAGGGGGAGUUUUAA